This is a messenger RNA of Procambarus clarkii (red swamp crayfish), 4076 nucleotides long. RefSeq lists its product as uncharacterized. NCBI's taxonomy places the organism in Eukaryota, Metazoa, Arthropoda, Malacostraca, Decapoda, Cambaridae. The record is from RefSeq and is a predicted model, not a curated record.
CACAUCCUGCCAUGUCUUCUGGCAGACCUACAUUAGUUUGUGGUUUUUUAUUUUAUUUUUUAUAUAUCAGAUUAAAAUUUCUUUAUAUUAAUACUUUGCAUGGCCCAGUGUGCGCGCCCCAGCCCACCCCAAGGUCUGCCUGGCAUAUUCCGUAAGCGUACACCCACACUAAAAUGCGUGUGCUCUUUUCAGUUUUCUCACCUCAAUUUUCGUGCUAAGUCGUUCAUUUUGGUAUCAAAUUGUUCAAUAGAAUUCCCUAAAGGGAUACUGUAUAUGUAUAAAAGGUCAAAAAGCCUGGCGUGCCCCCGCAGCAAACCUGAAAAUCGGCCAAGCAUUACCCGUGAGCGAGCACCCAUCCGCAACACCUGCACUCAAAUGUUGAUAAUCUUUUAUUUUUUUUCAGUUUUAUCACCUAAAUUUUUGUGUUGCGUUGUUCAUUUUGGUAUCACAUUGUUUGCAAUAGAAUGCUCUAAAGGGAUAUAUGCAUACAAGGACAAAUGAAAGAACAACAUUACCAAUACCAUAAGAUAAAGUAUAUCGUCAUGUCAAAAAACAGCUUUUUGUCAUUAUUUGAAUGUAAUACAUGAAUUUUCUAACUUUUAUUAGAAUGUCUUGAUUGUCUUUGGAAAUGACAUUAUUGUUAUGACUAUGAAAAUACUUUGAAAUUAAUUCAUAUAGUUUUGCAGUCAUAAAAGUAUUGAAUGAAGGUACAUGCCACAAUUUACCUGUUUGCCAGUACAUUCUCAUCAUUGGCAUCUUCACAAUGCCCAUCAACAUUGUCAUUUCCAAAUAUCUGGCAAGCUCUUUUACUCUCACUUCAUCUCACUCAUUGUUAGUGUUGUUAGAAACAUUGGACAUGCUUUGUGUUAAAAGUUUGCUUCAUAUACCAUAAAUGUCAGCAAAUCUCUGUUAAAAUCCCAGAGGAGUGCUUGGUACUGGUAUAGUCAAGCCUGGUGGUCCAGUAAAACUGUCUACAAAUGGUGUAGUGUUGUCAGUAGACCAGGCUUCACCAGAACUGGUGUGUGGGGUACAUGCGGUAUGAGUUCUAAUAGCAGGCCCUGCACGUGCAGUGGUAUCAUCACCACUCCCCCUCACUUUUUCAUCCUCACCUGCUGUUUCUUUUAAAACACGUCCCAUAAUUAUCAGAAAAAAUGAAUUUUACCAAAUAUUUUAAUUUUGGACGCAACAUGCGUCCCUGCCGGACAUCCAUAGUUAUUUAUGGAUGCCAUAUCUGUCCCCGCCCACCGAAAGUGUUAAUUAAUCGUUAUAGCAUUCGUAAUAGUGAAUGAUUUCUGAACAGGGGGGGGGGGGGCAAAAGUGUGUGUACAGUAUAUAUUGCAUAGAUUUAGAUCCACUGUACUUGCUUCUGUUGAGAGCUCGUUCACCAUUACGUGUGCUAUACAGUACUGGUAAUGCUACUACAUUUUCCAUCUAUAUUGCUGCUAUUUACCAAUCUAGCUCCUGAUUCCUACUGUUUUUGUCCAGUGUUUUAAUUUCACCAGAAGCUAGUUGAUAAAUGCUGAUUAUGGUUGCAAUAUUUGAAAGAGUAUACAGUAUUUUUAAAUAUAAAAAUUAUUUUAUACUAUUUCCAUAUUGUUACCUUAGCUAUUCCUAUUCUAUUCCCUAAUUUAUUAUUUCCUUAGUUUUUGGUGUGGAUUUGUCCUGUUUUCCCAAACUUGGAACACCCUUUCCUUUAUUUGCAACUUUUAGGACCUACUUUCGACUGUUUCCUUCAAAGUUUUAAUUUCCUUCAAAAAUCUCACCAGAGAUAGUUUGACAUGGUGAUUAAUCCCGGUACUGUGGAUGCCCGAUUGACUGUGAAUGCCUAAUUGACUGUGAAUGCCUAAUUGACUGUAAAUGCGUGACUGCCUGUAAAUGUUUAACCAGUUGCUACCACAACAGUGAAUGCUUGAGUGCCUUUGGUUAUGACUGCCUGUGACUGGUCUUGACUGACAUAUUGUGACUGACUUGUUCUGACUGCCUGCCACAUAACUGUGGCAGUGAAAUGUGUGAAAGGAAAAUCUGGAACCAGUGAUGCAGAUAUGAAAGCAUUUAAGGCGAGCAGGGGAUGGUCUCACCACCACUUCCCUCCUCCUCACCCUCCACAUACACCAACACCGCUCCUCCCUCCCUCCUCCCUCCCUCCUCCCCGUCUCCCAUAUGCCAAAGAGCGUCCUCAGUAAAGGUAAAGUACAGAAGGAUCUCAAGCAGUAUUUGUCAAGCCUAGAGUGCACAACAUCGACCAGCAUAAGUAAUCCUGCAUCUCGGCUCCUGAAGCGGAGAAUUGCCUCGGUAGCAGAUUAUAUAUCAUGUCAGUCUCAGGUGAACUUCCUGAAGGCCUCCAUACUGAAGCUCUUACUCCUGGAAGAAUUUGUGUUAAGUACUGGAGUCGAGUGGGAAGGGAGAAAUAUGACGUGGGAGGACAAUGACGAUUUUAUAUUUGAAUAUUCCACAUCAGAUGUAGCUUAUUUGAAUGCCUUUAUCAGAGUUCUGCAAACAUUUGGGCCAUUUCCUGUUGAGAGAGCUGUGAUUUCAUUUGAUUUUCAGGAUACUGAUGAUAUGAAAUCAGUACUUCAAGCACUAUUUAGUAGUUGUACAAAGAUAAAAAGCAUUCAUCUUGCCGGGAAAUGUGUUCAUCUAGUUGCAUUAAGUAAACUCAAGUGCUUUUCAAAGCAGUUGGAAGAACUGGUAAUGAUAGAUUCAUUUGGAUCUUUAACCAAAGAUGUAUUUUGUGUAUCUCUGUUAGGUAGGCCAUGGAUAGAAUAUAUAUCUAGUCAUGAUGGUAGAUAUAGUUGUUUGGAGCCUCAGUUUCCUGCUUUAAGGCAUUUGUGGUAUCAAAGACAAAAUUCACAUCAAAAUUGGAAUGAUAGUUUGAUAAAAACAGCAAUCUUAACAUACUAUCCAAACCUUAAAACAUUAAACUGGCGUGUAAAUGACUUCAAUCACAAUUAUGCUCUUACAAAAAUCCCCGGGCUCAGUGGUAAGCAAUAUAAUUUAGAAAGCUUAUUGUUAACUACUGUCGAUCUCUCGGACUUGCACAGAAAUUCAGUAACUGAUAGAUUAAUUUGCAGCGUGGAUGUUAUGUACUUGCCUCAGCUAUUUCCCGGCCUGCAAGAUGUAUCUGUAAUAUUUUCAAGAGGGACAGACUGCCAGUGCUCACGUUCCGAGCUCAAGAGUCCUUGCAAAACAAGGGCUUCACAGAGUAUAGAAACUCUGGACAAUAUAAUGCUUGCUUGUAGAAAUAUAGAAUCUCUCACUGCUGUUGGUGAUAUUGUACAUUUAGAAUCUAUUUUGCAUCCUGUUCUAAGUCAUCAUGGACACAGAUUGAAAUCAUUAGGAUUAAGGCUGCAUUCUACAGCAACGACGACACAACAACAUAUUAUAUCAAUUGCUUCCCUUUGCCCUGACUUGGAAAACAUAACAAUCACAGGAAGUGCAUCUUAUGGAGGUAUUAUAUCAGGAUCUCAUACACACAAUAAAUGGCCAAAAGUGAAGAACUUGCAGUUGAUGCUUAAUGUUAUGCAACCAGAGAAUGUAGAGUUAAUACGGAUGCUUUUGUCUGCUUGCUGUUUUGUGGAAAGUUUAUGUAUCGGAAUUUUAGCCAUCGACAAUCUCUGUGCCAUUAUUAGUGAACAUAAAACUGAAAAUAUUGAGGUGCUAAUUUUGCCAGUGUUAGACGAUAUAUCAGAUGUUGAUAUUGAUGAUCAUUUGUGUGUGAUCCUAAAGCACUGCCCGAAACUGCAUUAUAUUUAUGUGCCGAGAAAACUCAAGAGGUGGAGACUUUUGCAAGAGAAGUUGUGGAAUCGUGGCAUUGCUGUGAAAUUUACAGACCUUCUAGCUAGUGGAUUAUAGAUCAAUUUUAUGAAAUUAUGAUAGUGAAUAUUUUUUUAAACAUUUGUGAUAUUUCUCUAAAUACUGUAAAGUGAUAAUUUUUUUUUUUUUUUUUUUGGGGGGGGAUUGGUUAUACAGGACUUUAUUAUUAAGAAAUGACUGCAAAGUAAUGUACAUACAUGAAUAUAUAUAUGAUUAUUUUAUUUUAUUUGUUAACCCCAAAAUUAAAACUUUAAAAUUGUAUA